Eupeodes corollae is the source of this 2055-nucleotide messenger RNA. RefSeq lists its product as uncharacterized. The transcript has 6 exons. The record is from RefSeq and is a predicted model, not a curated record. The coding region runs from base 326 to 1894 and encodes 522 amino acids. Lineage: Eukaryota; Metazoa; Arthropoda; Insecta; Diptera; Syrphidae.
ACAAAUAUUUUAUGUAACGACGAAAUAAAGUCGUAAAUUUUUUACAGAAAGAAAUCAAUUUACUAUCUCCAAUGGAACUUGAAAUCAAAUGUAUUGCAUUUUGUUUAUUUUCGUGAAGUAUAAAUUAUUCGAAUCCCGUGUUGCUAUUUUUUUGAAGGUCCUGAAAAAAUCGUUAGGAUAGGACAAAGCCAUUUACAUUAUCAAAACAUUCGUUACUUGGUUACAAUUAUCCUAUCACAAUCGAUGUUUACCAAGUAACCAACCCUUUGGUGUAUUAUUAAAAACUUGAGUUACGAAAGUGCGUAUAGUUAUUUUUGUAGUGAAAAUGUCCUCACAUAUGGGGACGAAUUUUUUAAAUUCCUGCAUUAAGGUUCCCAUUGAUCCGUGCAACAACUGUCCAGCUCCGAUUUACAAUCGUCCAAAAGUUUUUCUCAGUCGAAAUUCAACAACUCCAAGCACAUUUCUGACAUCAAAUAAAACAACAGAUUUUGACUUGGAUUCAGAUGCUAUUUAUGCUUCUAAUGGAAUGCGUUCGUUAGCGACCUUCUAUGAUAGUAUACCAGAUUAUUGUGAAAUAAACCAUUUACCAGAAAACGAGUUCUAUUCGACAUUAGAAAGACUAAAAAUGACUUAUAGUCAUUUAAAAUCUAAGCCAAGUUUUCCUGUUUGUUUGCUUAAUGAAAACAGUACCCCCUUGGGUUCUGAAAUCACCAAACGUAUCAAACCAAAAGCUGCUGCUUCCUCAAACAGCGUCACGAAGAAAACACCUUCAAAGAAAGGUUCUGCAAAAAGAGAAGAAAGAAAUUCAUCUGCUUAUAUCCCGUCCAAAACUUCAUAUAAGGACUUUUGCGAGAAAAUGAAAAUUUAUGAUGACAAAAAAUCAGCUAGCCCAACCAAACGAUCUUCUUCACUCUAUAAAUCCCUUUCAAUGCACCAUUUAAGAGAGGAUGAUCAACCGCAGCAAAUAUUAAAUUAUGUUAAAGCAACGACAACCGAAUCUGAAGAAGAAAAACCAAUAAGACCAAGUUCCUCCACCACUCUACGAAUUAAAGAACAAUUAAGAAAGUCAUUUUCAUUUAAUGAUCUUAAUACAAAAUAUUGGGAGGAAAGGCCAUCAACGGAAUUGAAUAAUGUUUUAAACCGGUCUCCAGGAACUAGUAGAGAUUAUGUGCCAAAUAUUAAUGUACAGCCUCCAAGCCCUCAAAACCUAAGUGACAAUAAAAAUGAAUCCACAAAAGGAACUCAUCGUCGAAGUGCAACAGGAAAAAAGAAAUCUGGCAAACGUCAAUCAGAGUCUGUCAAAGUUCCGUUUUCUUUCUUGGGAAUUAAUGAGUGCUCGAUCAGGGAAAAGACACCAUCAGUUUCUCCAAUUCACCCCGUUGCAAGGCCUAAUUUAGCAGCUACUCUUAGGCUACAAGUCUCUAAGAAAAAAGUAAAAGAACUAAAAAACAAUUGUACCUUUAAUGACCACAGACCUCAGGUAGACUGGGAAGUAAGAAAAACUCCAGCAUGGAAGUCCUUAAGCCAUAAUGAAUCACAUAAGGAGAUAUUAGCUCUUCGUUUAGCCACUCGAAAAGCCGAGCAAGAACACCAAAAACGUCAAUACGAAAUGCAUAUGGAAAUAAUGAGACAACGAGUCAAAUCAGCUCCUUUGCUUCUUGAAGGUUCAACGUUUUGGGGACCACAUGUUGGAAAGCUUUCACACUCAUGUCAUAAGGAUAAUUUAAAACACAACUGUCAACACGGUGCAAACUCCCAGAAACAAAAAAAGAAAUUUAACAAGACAAAUUCCAGAAAAUAUAUUUCAAAUAUAUCGUACUCAAGAAAUUCGAAUCACAGUACAAACUUGCAAGAAAGUGAUGAGCUCUCAAGUUUAGACAGAGCUUAUUUGUAGAAUUUAUUUUAAAUUAGCAAAGUUCAAAAGUUACAAUGCGGUUCAUAUUUAAAAACACACUUUAAAAAACGUAAUUUUCUUUUUUCGUUUUUACACUUAAAAAAUAAUAAUAAGGAAUAAAAUGUUUAAAAUUACAAAUUAAUUUCAAAACCGUGGAAAGA